Messenger RNA from Lingula anatina, 3183 nucleotides. Its product is annotated as potassium voltage-gated channel protein Shaw. The record is from RefSeq and is a predicted model, not a curated record. Lineage: Eukaryota; Metazoa; Brachiopoda; Lingulata; Lingulida; Lingulidae. Gene Ontology annotation, cellular component: dendrite membrane; axon terminus; postsynaptic membrane. Gene Ontology annotation, molecular function: protein binding; delayed rectifier potassium channel activity. Gene Ontology annotation, biological process: potassium ion transmembrane transport; action potential; protein homooligomerization.
CGACAGCGACUACAUCGACCCGAGAGACAAGGACCGCGCUGUGAAAAACGUCGUCUCUGGCAGAUGUGUACGACUACUAUACGAGUGCCACUGACACCGCACACGGGACGACUGGUGCCAUGACUCUAUCGGUAAAUUUGACGGAGGGGAGCGUCGCCUGUGCUUCGUAUUACAACGUGAAUAGUCAAAUGUACAAAACAUAUUGAAAUCCAUCGCAUUAAAACAGUUUUCACCAAAAAAGUACUGUCGCAGGACGGGAAGACGCUGCCAGAAAGGACAACGGUCAUUUCCUUCCUUUAAGCAUGGCCUUGGAUAAAAAGAAGCGCGAAAAUAAACGAUUUGGGGACAAGAGGAUUACGCUGAAUAUUGGUGGGCAUAGGCAUGAAACAUGGCUGAGUACCCUGAAAACCAUUCCUGGAAGUCGUCUGUAUCAUUUGGCCAAUAUGCAAGAAGCAGAUGAGAGUUACGACCCGGUGAAUAAAGAAUAUUUUUUCGAUCGUCAUCCAAUUGCGUUUGCCACCAUACUUCAAUACUACCGUGUUGGAGAGCUCCACAUGGAUCAGACCUUGUGCGGGAAUGUGAUGGAUGAUGAACUAGACUACUGGGGACUCAAUGAGACAGACAUUGAGACAUGCUGCUGGAGCCAUUACUAUUCUUACCGAGAACAUAAGAACACACUGGACGCACUGGACGAAAAUUUUGGUCCGAAUGAUGUGUGUCCAGAACACUUCUCUCCCAUGAGGCGAAUGUUGUGGCAGUUUCUGGAAGAUCCACAGUCUUCGAGAGCAGCAAAGGCAUAUGCUGUCAUUUCUAUGGCGUUUGUCGGCAUCUCCAUUCUCGUGUUCGUUCUGGAAACUCACCCGUUUUUCCAGCAGCCUUCAACCUCUAAUUCAACUUCAUUGCUGGUAGAUUAUACACAGUGCGUAUGCCUUGAAGAACCAAAGUUUGUAGAAGGCGUUCCUUUACAAGUCAUGACGAUCAUCGAUUAUGUAUGUGUGGGUUUCUUUACCAUUGAGCUGUUGGCAAGAUUUCUUGUCGCUCCGUCCAAAUUGGCUUUCUGGAAAGAGGUUUUAAAUCUGAUCGACUUGAUCUGUUUGAUUCCCAACUACAUCGAUAUCAUCAGAGAGAUCGUUGAGCCAGGGUCGACAAAUUCUGCUUUGAAAUUCUUGGUGGUGUUCAGAAUCAUACGCAUAUUGCGUGUAUUCAAACUUAUGAAACAUUACGGCGCUUUCAAAAUAUUGGUGUACACCAUUAAGGUCAGCGCGAAGGAGUUACUGCUGAUGGUGAUAUUUUUGUUCACCGGUGUUUUGAUAUUUGCAAGUAUCAUCUAUUAUGCAGAACCGUCGAACUUUAAGAACAUUCCUAUUGGGUUCUGGUGGGCUUUAGUGACAAUGACAACAGUAGGAUAUGGAGACAAGUUUCCCAAAGAAGCGCUCGGCUACUUCAUUGGGUGUGCUUGUGUGCUAUGUGGCGUUCUUACGAUUGCUUUCACCGUGCCUAUCGUCGUUAACAACUUCAGUCUGUAUUACUCGCACGCACAAUCCCGCCUGCAGAUGCCGCAGGCGAAGAAGAAAAAGGCAUGGUGUUCCGUCGAUCCUGUUGAUCACACUGUUGAAUUUGAACCGGACAGCAAACCGGAAUUUAGGAACAACUUGAACAUUUAUGCCAACAAGGUCCCUGCCGCUGGAAAAGAAAUAAAUUUCGAGGAGUCGAGAUCGCGGCGGCCGUCUGGUCGCACUUCAACUGCCGCCCUAAAGAGUACGGAGAGUUUGACCGACAACACGGCAAUACUGCAAGAUCUACAAGAAGAAUUGUCCGAUGAAGCGUCGUCAUCGUCAGCUGUACCAGUCACAGACAAGGUCGAAGUUGAGACCCACAAGCUUAUGUCAGGACUGAAAAAUGUGAGUCAACGACUAAUGGACGAGCGCAGACGACAGGUGGAUCUCAUUCAUAAAAGGCGGGAAGAACGAAAACAGCAACGCAAUGAGGAAAAAGUUGUGAUCACCGAUGAACAGAACCAGUCAAGUCCGCGAGACAACUCCACAGAGGAAAAGGAAUAAAGAAAAAAAUGUUAUUCCAACAGAUACAGGAAAUGAUCAAAUCUGUGGACCCCUGUGUGCUCUAUUUGUUGAUACCACCUGCAUUUUUUAUCGAUGGAAAGUUGAAUUAAGGACGAAUUUCGCAAAGAUGGACAAAAAACCUGAUUUUGAUCAGUUGCUCAGGGUGUGAUAGAGCAUUUAUUUUUUUGGACAAAAAUAGACUUGUUUUGUUAUUCAAAGGUGAUCUUAUCGCCUUAUUAUAACUUUGUUUUACUUUGUGUUGUGAGGUAACAGUUUAUGGAUUUUUGCCAGCUCGUAGAUAUGGUUAUUGGAGCAGAGAUAAAGUUGCCAGCGUCAUUUAUAUGUUCAAAACUCGUGUUCUUUAUAAUAAAGUAAAGGAAAGGGAGAUGGUAACCAAAAAUGAAAAGAAAACUUGCAAAUAAAUGCAAUAGACAGUACUCAAGGUAUUCAUAUGUACAGAGGACUUCAAGUCUAAUUAUUAGAGUAUAACCUGUAUAUGCUUAUUUUUAUCUCCUCUAUCUCGAGUGGUAUGAGGUCCAAUAGCGGCAUUGGUGACAAAACACAAUGUAGUCAAUUUAGGCCGCUUUUUUCAAUUGCAAAUGAAUUAUUGUGAAUUUACUAUAAAUAAAUGUCCAAGUAAUCAAGAUGGUAAUCCAAAUGAUUGAUGAGAGCACUUAAUCCAAGAUUUUUAUGAUAAUCAGUUGCUCAUAAACCAAUUUUGUGUAGUUCCAAGGAGACCGAACCAACCGAUUGCUUUUGUCAAAAUUCAGACUUCAGCCUAGUUGUAAUUUAUCGAAUGUUAUUUCAUAUCUUCAUAUAAAAGUUUAUUCUUAGAUUCUUAUAUUCGAUGUGAAACUUGAAUUCAAUAUCAGUGCAGUCCGUCCAAAAGUGUAAAUACAGAAUUUAUUGAUGUAUAGGAGCAUCCGCCCACUUUCACUUUAUCUAUUUUGAUAACCUUAAUUUUAUAAAUAAGAUAUCAGACGUUAAUUAGAAAACUCUGUGUUCUAAGCCUUUAUUCCGUCCUGGUGCGUUGAUUUCAACUCCUGAUCAGGUCUAUAAACAGCCUCUUCGUUGUUGUUCAGUGUAAGAAAUAACACAAUCCGUCCACUCUUAAUUACUCGUU